GCAGCAGACCGUAGGUCGGUAUCAGGGGGGAUCGUGACGUGCGGAGAGGCGCCGUGUCUUGGUUUUCCAGAACGCAGAAGUGUGUCACGCUUUUGACCACCGAAGCAGAGUACGUCGCGCUAGGUGACGUAGUGAAGGAGAUUUUGUUUUUGAGGCAGAUUUGGCGUUUCAUGUUGCCGCAGGUCGGCAUGCCGUGUAUCCCCAUCUUCGAGGACAACCAGGGGGCGAUUCAACUAGCGCAGAACCCCAUCUCAAACUCGAACUCGAAGCACAUAGAUGUAAGGCACCAUUUUCUCAGGAAACUGGUAGAGAGAAAGGAAAUUUUGGUCAUCCACGUGCC
Ectocarpus sp. CCAP 1310/34 is the source of this 340-nucleotide messenger RNA. The record is from the annotation of a GenBank genome assembly. Lineage: Eukaryota; Phaeophyceae; Ectocarpales; Ectocarpaceae.